AUGGGAACGAAAAUAUCAAGACAACAUCAUCGAACAGCUCUUACACGUGAUAAUAUUCCCCGUAUUGCUAAUCAAGAGAUUCAAAAUUUUAAUGAGAUUUUUUCUUCAACAGCUGUUGAAGUACCUUUAGAGGAAGAAAAAUCACAUAAUCAUUUAGCAACAAAAAAAUAUCGUUAUGAUCCAAAUAUUCAAAAAGAAGCACUUAAUAUAAGAAAAAGUCAAUCAACUGGAGAUUUAUCUAGUGCAACGCUUGUUUUUACAGAUCAACAAUUAUUAAAUAAUCACAAAAAACAAACACAUAGAAAUAAAGCAUCAUCAUCGCAAAAUUCAAGCAGGGUUCACUCAGAUUCGACAACAAAUUUCGAUCAUAUAUCUUCUUCAAAAUUGAAAAGAAAGAAAAUUCCAUAUAAUUCUCAACUUGAUUUUAUUGAUUCAAAAGAUUUAAAAUAUGUUCGUGAAAUUGGUAAGGGUACUUUUGGUACUGUGCAUCGUGCUUUAUACAAAGGCACUUAUGAUGUUGCAUUAAAAACAUUAAAUAUUCAAGAUGAAAAUCCUAAUAGAAGUUCUAUAUAUGAUGAUGAUGAUGAAUAUAUGUACCAAUUAAAUUAUUUUGGAAGACAAAUAUAUGAAGCAAUGUUAUAUUUAGAAGAACGACAUAUUAUCCAUCAAAAUUUAGCAACAAGAAAUUGUUUGAUUGACGAAGAUGAUACACUUAAAGUUGCUGAUGUUGGUGUACCUUAUUUAACUGGAAUUGAUUCUUUCGUUCAGAUGUUUGGAGGUAUAACUCUUUGGGAAAUUUAUUCGUUAGGUGAACGACCAUUUGGUAAUAUGACUAAUGAUGCUUUACCAAUUGUUUUAGAAAAUCCAUCGGAAAUUCUUAGUCGAUAUCUUCCAAAACCACGUCAUUGUGGUUCAGAUGAAACAUAUACACAUAUUAUUCUUCCUUGUUUAACAAAUAGCGUUACAAUGCGACCAUGUUUUCGUGAUUUAAAACAACGUAUUUUAGAUAUUCUUGUGAACGAAAUAUAA
Molecule: messenger RNA, 1029 nt
Organism: Adineta steineri
Lineage: Eukaryota; Metazoa; Rotifera; Eurotatoria; Adinetida; Adinetidae
Source: the annotation of a GenBank genome assembly